AGUGCUAAGAACAAGUGUUUUUUACUGUGUGAACUACAGAAGUGGCACUGAAUGCGCAGUCUGAAGGAGAGUGCUGCUUCUGGGUUUAAAGAAAAUACCCUCGCAUCAGAACUGAACUUAACCUGUUGCUCUUAAGAUGAAGUUAGCUGUGAGCUGUGUGGAGUGGUGAAGUUUGUGCUUUAAGUGCUUGUUUCUUUUGUGAUCUUUGUCUUUUGCAGUUGGCUAAAUGUCUUUUCUUUGGCAGCAUUUGAAAGCAGGAGCAGGUCCUAUCAAGUGCAUCUUAAGCUGAUGCAGACUUUCUCCCAGGUCCACUCUGUUCAGUAAUGACUUUUGAUGUUUUGGGGCAUGCUUGCUCAGUGUUGCAAGGUCACUUUUACUGCAUGUUACACAAGGUCAGCUGGAUUUAUUCGUUUAUUUAUAAGUUCUGGAAUGCCAUAUGAAGAAACACUGGGUUGGUGUUAGGGUUCUUGACUCAUACUGGUUUGUUCAAAUCAAGGGAAAUCUGAGAGGGUAAAGAAAGUUUCCUGCCUUUGCUCUCAGAAGUUGCUUUGGUUAGAAGACAGAUCAGGGUGUUGAGUACAUCUUGGUCAAUUUUAUUGGUGCAUAGAGAAGGAUGAUGGCAGGCAAUAACCAGCUUUGCAUUCGACGUUGGACGACCAAGAACGUGGCCAAGUGGCUGAAGGAAGAAGGCUUCUGUGAAUAUGUGGAUAUUUUGUGCAAUAAACACAGGCUAGAUGGAAUUACAUUGCUGACACUUACAGAAUAUGAUUUACGAUCCCCUCCAUUGGAAAUCAAAGUCCUCGGGGAUAUCAAAAGGCUAAUGUUGUCCAUACGCAAGCUACAGAAGCAACAUAUCGAUGUCCUAGAAGAGCUGGGUUACAACAGCGAUAGUCACAUUGGCGCAGUGUGCACUACUGUUGGCUCGCUGCAGGGUGCAGAUUGGUUUUGUAAUGGUGAAGUACCUCGGGACUAUGAUGGACCAAUUACUGACUUGAAUGGUGAUCAAUAUCAAUAUGCAAAUGGCAAAAACAAACACUCCACGAGGAGACUGGACCCAGAGUACUGGAAGACAGUUCUGAGUUGUGUGUAUGUCUUCAUAGUGUUUGGCUUUACAUCGUUUGUUAUGGUUAUAGUACAUGAAAGAGUACCUGACAUGCAAACGUAUCCACCUCUACCAGACAUAUUUCUAGAUAGUGUCCCAAGGAUACCAUGGGCUUUUGCUAUGACUGAAGUAUGCGGUGUAAUUCUUUGCUACAUUUGGCUAUUGGUUCUUCUGCUUCACAAACACAGAUCUAUACUUCUGCGAAGGCUGUGCAGCCUCAUGGGGACAGUAUUCUUACUACGUUGUGUUACAAUGUUUGUUACCUCACUCUCCGUGCCAGGCCAGCACUUGCAGUGUACUGGAAAGUUGUAUGGCAAUGUUUGGGCAAAACUCCAGCGGGCGUUUGCAAUAUGGAGUGGCUUUGGAAUGACUCUGACUGGAGUACAUACGUGUGGCGAUUACAUGUUCAGUGGCCACACUGUUGUCCUGACCAUGCUCAACUUCUUUGUCACAGAAUAUACACCAAGGAGCUGGAACUUCUUGCACACCUUAUCCUGGGUCCUGAACCUCUUUGGAAUCUUCUUCAUUUUGGCUGCACAUGAACACUACUCUAUUGAUGUCUUCAUUGCCUUUUACAUCACUACAAGACUCUUUUUAUAUUACCACACGUUGGCUAAUACUAGAGCAUAUCAGCAGAGUAGAAGAGCAAGGAUCUGGUUUCCAAUGUUUUCUUUUUUUGAAUGCAAUGUUAAUGGUACUGUUCCCAAUGAGUAUUGCUGGCCAUUCUCAAAACCUACGAUAAUGAAAAGACUGAUUGGCUGAAGAGUGUGAAUGUCAGUUCAGAUUUUUAUGAACUGUUAUGACUAAGACCCUGCAAGGCUAGCUGGAGGGGACAUGAAGUAACAGUUUUCACUCCGUGGCCACUGCCUCCUUGUCUUGCUUCUUAGAUUCUUAGCCAUAGAAUGGGAUUACCACGCUCUGCAGGGAUGUGUUUUGUUCCUGUUUUAAUGGAAGACAACACAGGGACUGGUAGAGGCAAUCAGUGAAUCGUAACUACAAACCAGAAUAGUACGGUUCUGUGUGAAUGUUUAAGUAACCUCAAGUCACUUGAAAUGUGUGCUUGUACUGAAUAUAAUAUACCCUUUACAGGUCCAGUUAAUCACCUUUACCUGACAUGCCAGUCUUUAUGUACUAAAAAAUUAGAACUGGAGGGGUGCCCCGCAGCAGCUCAGUCAAUGACUUUCUUUUAAAACAGUCAUAAAUUCAGUUCUUGAAACAAACUGCGUAUACUUAAAGAUUGAGGAGUACUGUGUCAUAAUGAGGAAAGCAAUAUAGUUCCUUGCUAAAAGAGUCUCUUAACUGUUAAUAGUAAGUCUUAAAGUGUAAUUGACAAUAUAAAUGGUCUGCAUACGGAUUGCCAAAAAUGAAAGUCUGCCUUGUGGCUAUGGAAUGAUGUUUUGUGUUUUUUUUUUCUAUGAGAGGUUAUUUAGUCUAGUCUAUCAACUGUCUAUAUGGUUGUUCUGGCACUUGGAAGUUUUCCCUUUUGUUUUAAAUAAAUGAGUUAAAGUAAACGCUGCAUCCACUGAAAGUAAUAUUAAUUUAGCUUUAGUGCGUUUAAAGCCACAACAUAUUUUUUCUGUGUGGUUUUAAUUGCUUUGUACCCAGCCCUAUGCAUGCUUUUUAGGAGCAGCUCUUUAACAUUGGAAGAACAGAACAGUUAUCUUCACAUAUCUUACUGUCCCAUAAAUGGAUGGGGAAAAUGCAUGUAGUAAUUCUUUCAGGAAAAGUAAUAAUAGUGAGUUUUGGAAAUAGUGCUCAUAUUGAUGUAUGUUUUAGCACUCUGGUGUCAACAAUAUGGUGAAUAUCUCUGGAGAUAUAUACACAGUAUAUUUGUAUAUAUAUAUAUACUCACAGUAUAUGUUCUUCUAACAACAUGAAAAAGACUAGUUCUUAAUUUAAGUUUUUCAUUUAUUAUGCUGAAAGAUAAAAGUACCAUAAACAGUUGACUUUUGGUUGUUUAAAAACAAACAAACAACACACUUCCUAAUGCAUAAGCAAGGAUCACAGAUGGUGACCUCUUAUGCAGUGUUUUGUAAGGGGAUAAUACUAAUGUUGGCUGUAGAGGCUUGAAAUGAGAUUUAUGCUCAAUGAAGAUGGAUAGGUAAAAGGUGCAAAUUGUAAAAAUGGUGUAGCCUUUUUAAUUUGUUGUUACAAUUUCAGAAUAGGUAGUAUGCACAAAAAUCAUAGCCUAAGUCAGCCUUGGAAAGUUGCAUGAAGCGUUUUCCAGCUCGGUACAAGCUGACUUGAUGACCACAAUGUACUUAAGCUUGCAUAGAGAAGGAUCCCCUUGGUGGAAUUUUGCAGUUGUCUGCGUUGUUCCUUUUAUAAACCUGGAUUGUACUAACUUGACUAUCAUGCACCCUUCAUAAUAUAUUACUUUUGUAACUUCAUUUAGCUCCUAUACCACAGAGGAACUGUGCAUCUUAAAGAGUCUCUGCCAACUGUAUUGAGCACACACACAUUGUACUAUUCUACAUACUCUAUAGUUGUAACAUUCCAGUUUUUAGAAAAUUCCAAGUGUAUUACUAUAUUGUUCAAUCUGCUAAAGUGUAGUGGCUCUUGCCAUCCAGACUGGGAGAGUGUGCUUAAACUUACAGGGGAAAAAAAGGAGAAAAUACUCUUAAAGACUAUUCACUCACUGUCCUUACCUUUCUGAUUUCAGAAAGGCAAUUUGAACAUUCCUCUCGAGACUUUAUAAUCGGAGCUCUAUUUGUUAAUAUAUAUUUGCCUUUGCAAUGCACACAGUUGAAAUACUGUUUUUUAAACUCUAGGAAAACUUCUGUUCUCAGGAUAUGCAGGGGGUUGUAUUCUGAGUUCUGACAUGGAGGGACAUGCAAUUAAACUUGUAAAGCUCUUCAUUCUAAAGAGAAAUGUCAGUACUGACCAGCAUAGCUGUGUUUAAACUGAAAAAAAAUAUUUUGCAACUUAAGCAUAGAGGAGAAUUUCCCAACUACAGCCCAGUGUAACCAUGUUUACGUAAAGUAAAGCUACCAUUUCAAUAUUUUGUUUAGUGAGGUUCACAUACUUUGAAACAUAAGGUUUCUUUUUUUUGGUUCUAAUUUAUUUUUUUUCAAAUUCUCUUAAGUAAAUCCAUGUUUUAAUUCAGCGUUGCCUAUCAGUGUUUUUUAAUGAAAGUUUGUUCUGUGCCGUUCCGCUUGCUGCUAGAUAUCUGCAUAUGAGAGUAGUAUAAAGAGGUAGUUCUUGUGAGAACUGAAGUGGGUUAAAACAUUGUCAGGAUAAUUGUGCUUUUCUGUUUUGGAAAUUAGUGUUGUCUGUCUGUAAACACCCAAGACGAAAAUAAUAAUAAUAAUAAUAAUGAUUUAAAAAAAAUCUGAUUUCACAUUGCUAAAAGAUCACAGUUGAUCUGAAAAUCUGAUAAUGUAAGGUUUCUUGUUAAUGAGAUGGAAACAAAUUGCAAAUGACUGACAGGUUUAAAAUUCUGUAUCUCCUUUUAGAAGAGUCACUGGUUUAAAAGCAUUUUGCUGCUUCACUGCUGCUGACAAGCCUUUUAAAGUAAAGGCAGCAGAGCAUUGUUGGGCCUUGGAUUUAAUGCUAAAUAUCUUCAGCGUUGUCCUUCUCCCUUAUGUUGGCGCACCAGUCUCUUUGCUCUCCUUCAGCUUGCUGCAUCUAUCGUGUGCAAAGUCAUCUUCCGUGGUCUGUGGGAGCUCACACAUCUGAAUUCAGAGAACAGAAUGAAUUGCUGCGUUGUGCCAGUAGAUGCAAGCAUCCUAACAGUGUGACUCAAGACUAUGAAGUGGAUAAACUAAUCAAGUAGAAAAGUCUGUCUGACUUUUAAUAAAGGAUAUGCUAGGCAAGGGGAGAAUCCCGUUCCACCCCCCUCCCUGUCCUUUUUCUUCCCCUGUAAUUUAGCUAAUCUAGUAAUAUCUGGGACUUGUCAAUAGUCUUGAACUCCUCCUUGUUAUCAGUUUGGGCUUAUGCUUGGAGGUGGUGUGUAAAAAUGCAUAUAUGUAUGCACUGACCUGAUGGCAGUAGGGACAGCCACUUCUCCAUCUUUUUUUUUUCUUGUACCUUAUGACACACCUUUUUAGAAUAAUUUUCCUAAACAUUUUGCCUUUAGAUUUUCCUCUCUGUAAGAUCCAUUAAAUGGUCAGUGAAACUAGUGGUGCUGUGACACUGUACCUGUGUACAGAUGUGAGGUUUCCAUAGAAGUGUUUUUUAAUAAACUACGAUUACACUGAUAAAAGCUUGUGAAAGGAUCUUUAAGCAAGGUUCCUCCAGCUGUUAUUGAAUAAUGAUAUAGAAAGCUUCCAUAUAUGUUAAUUAUUUUAAUGUCCUCUGGUAACACUAAUACCAAGUGACGGUAUGAAAAUGUAGAUAGGCCUGAAAUUUUCAAAUGUCCAAGACUAACGAGAAUUGGAUCCUGUAAGUGUAUUGCUUGUGGUACAGCAAAUUACAGGCUUAACUUUAAGCAAAUAACUAAAUAUUCUGGCUUUAGUGAGGGUUAUUUCCUUGGAUUAGAUGAGGUGCGUGCUCUUUAAGAGGUGCAUACUGAUAAGUAAUGGGAAUAGAAAAUGUCUGUUUAUUUUGUUUUCCCUGUUUGUUUUUUCACAUCUGCCCUAGAAGAAAACAUUCCAGUAGAAUUUAGAAGUUACCAACAUUUACGUACUCUUCUGAGAGAAGAACUCGUAAUAAAAAAUACAAUAAAAUAGAACUGAUAGCUAGGUGUUCUAAGAAGCCAGAGUUGGUUAAAUGAUUUGAAAAAGUUUUUUUGAUGUAAGCAGGUUAAAUAAUGUUAUUAAGAACUACUUGAAAUCCUUCAACAAACAUGAAAGUGCAGGUUCCUAUAAUCACCUUUUCUGUAUGGCUAUCUAUAUGUGGUGUUUCGUGUAGUGCCAAAACGAAUAUCUAAGGGAAAGAGGGAAAGGUUGAACUGAGAUGUCAAAACAAGUCUUUUGUAACAGUCUGUAACAGAAUCUCCUGGGUGCUUUUUGUUUUGUUUUGUUUUGUUUUUUAAUCACUGUUUGCACACUUCUGUGCUACGCUUGUCCAUUACUAUUUAGCUAGGUUUUUUAUUGGUAUGCUAAAGUCCACUGGGGUUUUUAAGCAUCUAAAGUAUUGGUGAGCUGAAAUGUAAUCAUGAAAUGUGCAUUUGUAGAAAUAGCAGCUGUCUUGGACAAAAAGUAGGUUUUGUGGAUGUGAAGCAUGUGUAACAAAAGUCGCCUAUAAUGACUCUGACAAAUAGUAUUUUAUUCUGUCUAGUCCGUGUAGUUUCUACUCAAAAGUUAGGGAGAGUUUGCUGGAAUUUGCAAGCAGUAUUACUUUACCUUUUUUUUUUUUUUUUUUUUUUUUUUUUAAUACUGUAGGAUUCCUUUAUGCAAACUUGAUCUGUAACUACAAAAAACACCAUAAUCUUUAGGUAGGAAAUUAUUUGGCAGAAAUCCUAGCAGCGAGCUGCUUGCCCUCUGAAUUAUUUUGUACAUGUAGACUAUGAAACAAGGAUUAAUUGAUAGACCAGUGAUGAUUAAUACAGUUUAGUCUUUUUCAUGCAUCUUUGACAUGUCACUGUUUGACAUUGAAAUGGUAUUUCUUGUAGGAAAAAAGUACUUUGGAAUGAAUUGAAUGUGCAGAUGUCUUUCUCAUUGUGUUACAGAUAUCCCAAAAACUCACAGUCCUCUGAACACUAAAAUAUGAACUCUGAACUUUCCAUAUAGUAUUUUCUUGCAUACUUACUGUUUGUAUUUUAAGAAAGUUGCAGUGAGCAUUAUGUACAUAAUUCAGUGAUGUGUACAGUUUUAAAGCCACUUUGUAAUAGGUGUAUAAGAAUUUUAGAUGAUAAAUGUGGAGCACAGUAACCUGACAUGUCAGCCCAGUGACUAUGUAGUUGAAGACUACCUGUAACUUGGUUUUGCUGUCUUUUUCAAUUCAGUUUUGUCAAAUAAGAGAAAUUUUGUCAAAUGCAAGUAACCACAAACUGCAUUGUAUAUGGUACUUAACAUAAUAGGGAUGCAGAAACAGGACUUGUCAUGCUGAGUAGUUACUUUAAUUUUGCUCUGACAGAGAAAAUAGUAUUAAUGGCUGGAAGGUAUGCUAGUGACGUUUAAAGCAAGUACUGUAAAUAAGUAAAUAUUGUUUGAUUCUAAACUCAGAUUGAAUUAAUAUAUUGUUUUAUAUCUUUGUUGCAUUAAAACAUAUUUAAAACUACCAAAAUAAAAUGUUUGAAA
Oxyura jamaicensis (ruddy duck) is the source of this 7284-nucleotide messenger RNA. RefSeq names its product sterile alpha motif domain containing 8 (gene SAMD8). NCBI's taxonomy places the organism in Eukaryota, Metazoa, Chordata, Aves, Anseriformes, Anatidae. Gene Ontology annotation, biological process: ceramide biosynthetic process. Gene Ontology annotation, molecular function: protein binding; ceramide cholinephosphotransferase activity; sphingomyelin synthase activity. The coding region runs from base 614 to 1864 and encodes 416 amino acids. Gene Ontology annotation, cellular component: Golgi membrane; endoplasmic reticulum membrane. The transcript is spliced from 6 exons. The record is from RefSeq and is a predicted model, not a curated record.